AUUGAUCUCAUAAUUUGUGACUCUUUACAACAUUUAAAACGUUUAGCUAUUGCAGUAACAGCUAUAAAAAAACAACGAGAUGGCAUCCAUCGCUACUACACGAACACCGCGGAAGGAAAAUACCAACUAUAAUUUACACUUCCGAAUGAUAAACGAGCAACAAGUGGAGGAUAUAUGUCUUGAUUUCUUCUAUAAACCACACACUAUCACUCUGCUGACAGUGACACUGCUCAGCUUGAUGUACUUUGCUUUUACCAGGGAUGAUGAGCACUCAGACAACAACCUCAGAGUUGGACUUUUAGUGGGAAUCUCCUUCUUCUUAGUCAUCAGUGUCCUGGCCUUUCCCAAUGGCCCUUUUACCAGGCCACAUCCUGCAAUAUGGCGAAUGGUGUUUGGUCUCAGUGUGCUCUACUUCCUCUUCCUGGUUUUCAUCAUCUUCCUGAACUGGGACCAAGUGAAGACUCUCAUGUACUGGCUGGACCCAGAUCUGCGCUACGCUACACGGGAAGCAGAUAUCAUGGAGUAUGCUGUAAAUUGUACAGUGAUAACAUGGGAGCGCGUCCUGAGCCACUUUGACAUCUUUGCAUUCGGCCACUUUGCAGGCUGGACCAUGAAGGCUCUGCUCAUCCGUAGCUACGGCCUCUGUUGGACCAUCAGUAUCACCUGGGAACUAACGGAGCUGUUUUUUAUGCACCUUCUGCCAAACUUUGCGGAGUGCUGGUGGGAUCAGGUGAUACUCGACAUACUGUUGUGUAACGGGGGAGGAAUCUGGCUGGGUAUGACCAUCUGCCGCUUUUUGGAGAUGAGGACCUACUGUUGGGCCAGCAUCAAGGAAAUCUACUCCACCACAGGGAAAAUAAAGCGAGCCGUGCUCCAGUUCACCCCGGCGAGUUGGACCUAUGUGCGUUGGUUCGACCCAAAGUCGUCCUUCCAGAGGCUGGCGGGCAUCUAUCUCUUCAUGAUCUUGUGGCAGCUGACCGAGCUGAACACCUUCUUCCUCAAGCACAUCUUCGUCUUCCAGGCCUCGCACCCUCUCAGCUGGUGUCGUAUCCUUCUUUUUGGAGUCAUCACUGCGCCUACUGUUCGGCAAUACUAUGCCUACCUGACAGACACUCAGUGUAAACGAGUGGGCACACAAUGCUGGGUGUUUGGAGCCAUUGCUUUCCUGGAGGCUCUUGUUUGUGUGAAAUUUGGACACGACUUGUUCUCCAAGACGCAAAUUCUCUAUGUUUUCCUUUGGCUACUCUGUCUGGCACUCAUCACACUUCUGUGUUUGUAUGGCAUGGUGUGGUAUGAACAGAAUAAAAUGACGAGCAUUUCUGUGCAAAAUGAGGACAGCGAUGAAUGCUGCGAUUUUGACUCGUGUGGAUUCAUCACUGACAGUGUUGGAGGUCAGAGGGAGACCCUGGGAUGUUCACAACCUGCAAAACAGAAGAGAGCGUCUGGGAGGAACAGAUUUGUGGAUGGCCAAGAAAGAAAGAAAAGACUCUAAACAACUCUUAACACUUAAAGGAUCCUCAAAGAAAGAGAUGGACGUACUCUAGAAAGAAGCCAACCAAAGGAAAACUUUUAUAAACUUAUGAUUAGGUGAGGGAAGAGUUGCAGACAAAAUCAUCUUGAUGCACUUUUAAAGAACAAAUCAAUUAAAUUUAGCAGCUUUCAGGCUUGAACUGAAAGUCUGGACAGUCUGUUUAGAUACUUCAGAGGGAACACAUGAGAAAGACUGCAGCGGUUUCUGCUGUGAUUCUCCUGCCAGCUUUUUUAGCAAUAUCUCUGGUUAAUGUCUGAGGGAUGAGAAAUUCUGGGCGAGUGUACUGCCUCCUGCAUGCUCAAGCCAGCUGCCACCACCUCAUCUGGAUCCUCAGGAGAUUCUCCAGCUGCUGUGGACACGUCAGCUCUGAGACACUGUUAUGUGUGAACGGCCAAGACUAGAGAUUGUCCAAUUCACUGUAUAUUAUACUAUGACGUCCAUGUCUGACAACAGCUUUAGAUAUUUAUUAGGAAUAUGCACUGAACUUUGAAAGAAUAUGUUGCCUUACACUGACUUCUUGAGCAUCACAUUCCUCAUAUACAGUAUAUACAGUAUAUGUACUGUAUGCUGCAGACACUUUGCACCUAAUCAAUUUUCUUGAACAUCACUUUGAAAUGCAUUGAAUAGCUUUAAAAGAAAAACUAAAAAUCACAAUAAUUGUUCCAUUUAUUUAUUUGGUGUUUGUUAUUUGUCAAUGUUGUUGCUUUGUUGUUGUUUGGCUUUUUUAUAGGAUUGCCAAAAGUGACCUAAUUUUUACUGGCAUAUAUAUUGUAUUUCCACUAUCAAAACAGCAUCUUUCUCUACUUUAAAAUUAAACCAAGUCUCAGUUUACGCUUUUAAUCGUAUACAUUUUUUUCAUUGUAGUUGUUGGAACUGUUGAGUCAGUUAUUUUUACAUUUGUUCGAGAUCAGGGAGAAAAUCAUUAUAUGCCAAUUUGCUAGUGACAGAAAACUGUGACAUUCAACAGCAAAGGACAAUCACAGAGCCUGAGCAGGUCUGCAUCGCCUGCAUUGGCACUAGGGAAGUUUUCAGGUCCCUGUCACGAUUAC
This is a messenger RNA of Solea solea (common sole), 2580 nucleotides long. RefSeq names its product phosphatidylserine synthase 1b (gene ptdss1b). The transcript is spliced from 13 exons. Gene Ontology annotation, biological process: phosphatidylserine biosynthetic process. Gene Ontology annotation, molecular function: L-serine-phosphatidylethanolamine phosphatidyltransferase activity. NCBI's taxonomy places the organism in Eukaryota, Metazoa, Chordata, Actinopteri, Pleuronectiformes, Soleidae. The record is from RefSeq and is a predicted model, not a curated record. Bases 80 to 1492 code for a protein of 470 amino acids.